This is a messenger RNA of Pollicipes pollicipes, 1373 nucleotides long. RefSeq names its product RNA-binding protein squid. Gene Ontology annotation, cellular component: chromatin; nucleoplasm. The coding region runs from base 126 to 1133 and encodes 335 amino acids. NCBI's taxonomy places the organism in Eukaryota, Metazoa, Arthropoda, Thecostraca, Pollicipedomorpha, Pollicipedidae. Gene Ontology annotation, biological process: regulation of gene expression. The transcript has 9 exons. The record is from RefSeq and is a predicted model, not a curated record. Gene Ontology annotation, molecular function: RNA binding.
GCCGGCCUCUCGCGUCCAAAACUUGGCAGGGUUGGGGCCGCACCUGGGUUGUGGGCAGUUUCAGGCUAUUAACUGGUGAACUUUUAUCUUCUUGACUUGGAACACAGAAGAGUGCGAAAGAAGUCAUGGCUGACACUGGGAAUGAUGUGCAGAUGAGCGAAGACUUCACAUCAGACUACACGGGCAACGAAGGCUUCAACUCUGGCGAAGCUCUUCCACAGGAGAAUGGAAGUUCGAAGAAUGCCAACGGAGGUGGAGACGGUGCCGGCAAGGACAGCGGCGCGGCUGAGGCUCCGGGCAGAGAUGACGAGAGGAAACUCUUCGUCGGUGGCCUCAGCUGGGAGAGCUCAGAAAAGGAGCUGCGCGAGUACUUCGGCGCGUUCGGCGAGAUCGAGUCCGUGAACGUGAAGACAGAUCCCAACACUGGCCGGUCACGGGGCUUCGCAUUCCUCGUCUUCUCCUCCACCGAAACCAUCGAGAAGGUACUGAACAAGGCUGAGCACAUCAUCAAUGGCAAGAAGGUGGACCCAAAGAAGGCCAAGGCGCGUCACGGCAAGAUCUUCGUCGGCGGUCUCAAGCCCGAGAUGUCCGAUGACGACAUCAAGAACCACUUCAGCGCCAUGGGCACGGUGGUGGAGGUCGAGAUGCCCAUGGAUAAGAUCAAGAACCAGCGCAAGGGCUUCUGCUUCAUCACCUUUGAGCAGGAGCAGGUCGUGCAGGACCUGAUCCGCGUCGGCAAGACCAAGAUCAAGGACAUUGAGGUGGACGUCAAGAAGGCGACCCCGAAGCCGGACGGUGGCCGCGGCGGCAUGCGCGGCGCGCCGCGCGGCGGACGGGGUAUGAUGAGAGGAGGCCGCGGAGGUCGCGGUGGCUGGGGCGGCGGCUGGGGCGGUGGCUACGGGGGCUACGGCGGCGGCUACGGCGGCUACGGUGGCGGCGGAUACGAUAACUACGGAGGAUACGGCGGCGACUACUACGGCGGAUACGGUGGGUACGGGGGUUACGGCGGGUACGACAGCGGCUACGGCAGCGGCUACGGCGGCGGCUACGACGGCGGUCAGGGCUACAGCGGCGGGAAGCAGCGCGGCGGUGGCGGCGGCCGGGGCGGCAGCUCGCGCCACCAGCCGUAUUAGCGCGGCUGGCCCCCUUCCCCCGUAGCUGUGUCCUCAACCGCGACCACACAUCUCAUCAAGGUUCACUGCACCAUCCGCUGGCUCGCCUAUGGCAGGGCCGUCCAUUCCGCGCGCUGCGCGUGCUGGGCUCCGCGCUCGCCGGUCUCCGCGCUCACCGGUCUCCGCGCUCGCCGGUCUCCGCGUGUGAGAGUUGUCUGUGUCUUGAACUUGCGCCCGAAUACACGGGUCUUGUGUACCGAA